CUUACACCGUCAUGUCACCCGUCAAAGGAACGUUGUGGGUUGUUCGUUAUAGUUACCCGCACUCCCCGGCGGGUACGUGCCCGCCUUAAGCCGCUGGGAUCCCUUAUGGGAAACUGGGAUGUCCCGAUUCUCAAAACAGCCGCACCCGAUGACGUGCAGAAAAAAACAGCCCAAACACCGCGUCCAGCUGCUAGCUUAACCAGCUGCUAGCUUCACCAGCGGAGCGCAGAGAGCAGCGCAGGCCUGGACUCACUGUUGUCUGUCCUUUGUUUUUUAAAUUCACACAGGACCCGAGCUGUCUGUUGUUACGUUACUGUCGCGUCUCUCGUCUCUGAAUUUAGCCGGAGUUGUCUCAUGGUUUCACAACACGCUGACAAAAAAGUAGGUUGAAGGAGUUGGUUUGAUGUGCAUGGCAUCAAGACAAGAGGCACCAUGAGUGCGGAGGUGGAUGCACUGACUGUGGUGAACCAGCUGCGAGACCUUGCCGCAGACCCCCUGAACCGGAGGGCCAUAGUAGAGGAUCACGGCUGUCUGCCGGGCCUCAUCUUGUUUCUGGAUCAUCCCAACCCACAGGUCGUCUACUCUGCGCUACUGGCUGUGCGCUACCUGGCAGAAUGUCGAGCCAACAGGGAGAAGAUGAAGGACGAGUUGGGCAUGAUGCUGAGUUUGCAGAAUGUCAUGCAGAAAAGUACCUCACCUGGAGAGACCAAACUUCUGGCCUCUGAGAUCUAUGAAAUCCUGCAGUCAGCUGGGAAAGAAGAGGCCGAACAGGCAGAAGCAGACGCUGCCUCCUGCCGACGUAAAGCUCAGUUCUUCCUGGGCUCCAACAACAAGAGAGCCAAGACUGUGGUGCUGCACAUCGAUGGACUGGACGACUCUACUCGAAGGAGCCUGUGUGAGGGGGCGUUACUAAAGAUCCGAGGGGUCAUCAGCUUCACCUUCCAGAUGGCUGUCAAGAGAUGUGUUGUCAGGAUCCGCUCUGACCUUAAAGCCGAGGCUCUGGGAACAGCGAUCAACUCCACCAAAGUGAUGACGGCUCAGCAGGUGGUGAAGACUGAAGACGGAGGAGAGCGGGUGGUGCCAUUCCAGGAGGACUCAGAGGUGCUGGUCGAGGAGAACACAGACAUCCCGGACUACCUGCCCGAGGAGGAGAGUCCAUCCCAGGAGCAGGACAAGGCUGUCACACGCGUGGGCUCCAUCACAGACGGCAUGGGCUGGCUCAGCACGGCCGCUAACUUCCUCACUCGCUCCUUUUACUGGUGACCACUUCCUGUGUUCCUCCCUCUGCUCCCCAUUUUUCUCCAAAAGUACUAUCCAGCUGCAGCCUUAGCAUCUCUCAGCCUGGUCCCAGACUAAACCCUGCCUCUCGGUUCCACACUAGUCUAGACUCCCCUCCACAAAGCACAUGUGAGCAAGUGCUGGACGGCCAAGUGGAACCUGCAAUAACUUUAAGUUGUGUAUAUAUUGAGCUACAAACCUCACAACUGGCUGUAUGCAUACAACUCUACACUAUAUGGUAUCUCACAAAACAUAACCAGGGGACUUUAAAUUAGCCCAAACCAAAUGGAAAUGUGUAUCACUACAUUGACAGAGCUGAAGUGUGGCCAGGCGUGUUUAAUUCUUCUUUGGCUGAUUUCGUGUACGUUUAAAAAUUGGGAGUUUCCUUUAUUUUCUUCUUUUUUGCACGGUUUUCAUUUGCUGUCCUCCUCAUAUCUUUCCCAAUAAUUGUCCUUUUACUCUAUAUAUUUUUUUCAUAUUUUUCAUUCUUUUCUUUCUAAUAAUCCUAAUUUAGCUCAUUAUUUUCUUCCCUCUCCAGAUUUUUUAGCAUGUUGAGUCUUUUGUGCCAAUUUUUGCCUGAUGCCUAGAUUUGUGAUCAUUGUGUGUGCCUUUGUUGACAUGUCACUGUAAUUAUUAUUUAUUCAUUCAUUCAAAUGAUUUAAGAGCUCAGACAGUGUCAGAUGUAACGUUUGUGCUCCCCCCCCCCGCAUCAACCUUUAGCUCACAAUGGGACGUCACUUCAGUAGAAAGGGUGAAAUAGACACCAGCAAGAGGCUGCAGCCCUUUAGCCACUGGCUCACGUGCAUAAGACUGUUUGUUGCAUUCUGAAAGAGGAGCUGGAGCUUGUUUAUACACCACCCGUCACUCCCUCCUCAAAUCAGGGCUCCACUGAUGAUGCUUUUAAUGCAGCAAAAAUCAAAUGCGAGUUCUGCAGCGGCAGAUAAUGGGCCGGCAGCUCCUUGUGUUACUUGCACAGAUUUUUAGGCUACCUCUGCUCUCGCUGUCCCGUCUCACAUCAUCAGCACUAAGGUCCUCUGUAGUUUGAGUUAAAGCCGUAGAACCGCAUGAUGAAGACAAACCUGUUAGCUGCCUGCUCGUGCACCUGAACUCCAGCCAAGAUUUUACAGUAUUGUGCACCCGCCUGUUCAGUUCAAUUUUCAGUUUAGCCAGCAGUGUCCUUAAAGCAAAGAUCAUGUCGGUCCACACACUUACACACACGCUUAAAGAGGACUCACUAAUGCUGUCAUGUGAGCAGUAGUCAUACUGUAACAAGGGCGUGGUUAUGUACAUUUUGUAAAUGGUGCCUGAGUCUCUCGGGUGUUAGAUGCAAAGUAAUUUCUUUUUCUGUUUUUGUAAUAUCUGCAUUUUAUGUUACACUUCAGGAUUCUCAGUCUUUACAGUCCUCUGACUCCCACCACUUCUAAUUAUCAUCUCCACUGACUCAUGUGAGCGUCAUUGACAGUUGUAAUGCUGACCAGGUGAGUUUUAUUGUUUUGAUGGUGCGGAGAUGUCUCAGUUGAUUGAGGUCAAACUGAUGGGAUGGGAUUGAUGGUGCUGUUCUCCGUAAAAGCAAUAAUUUUUUUGCGCAUUAUAUGUAGUGACCGUUGUUCUGCAUCAGCCUCCAAAACGUUUUGAAUAAAAAGUAUUAGUCAAAGAUAAGAUCAUCAU
This is a messenger RNA of Paralichthys olivaceus (Japanese flounder), 2946 nucleotides long. The record is from RefSeq and is a predicted model, not a curated record. NCBI's taxonomy places the organism in Eukaryota, Metazoa, Chordata, Actinopteri, Pleuronectiformes, Paralichthyidae.